CAUUUAUUCAAUGAAUCCAAAAUGUUGUUUUUUCCUUAUAAUAGUAACUGGAGGGUGUAGACACAAAACAAUACAGAAUUGUGUCAAAAAUAAUUUAACAUCCUGCAUUAAGCUUGCUUUAAUUUCUCUUAUAAAUACCCUUCCACCCCGAGAGCUAGAUUUGCCACCCCAACCAUUAGAUUUCACACCCCCAAUUUUCGGAUUUUCAAGUUCCGAAUUAUUUCGGAAUCUUAGAUUCCGAAAUUAAUUCGUGAUUUUUAGUUCAAAAUACAUCUAACACCACACUUUUGAGUAAAAAACCACACUUUUGAGUAAAAAACUGCUUCGGAAACCUUAUUUCCGAAAUAUUUCGGAAACUGAGUUUCCGUAAGUGGGGUGACAUUUCUAAUGAUUGGGUGCCAAAUCUAAUGAUCUUCCACCCCUCUCAUCCAUUCACCAAACUCACAUGGUUCACUUUCUUUCUCUCUACCCCAACAACAACGACACCUUCUUACCCCUCCAAUUUCAGUAUUAAUUGAAAGCAACCAUGAGAACCCUCCCCACCACUACCACAACUUCACUAGCACCCACAGCCACCGCAUCAUUGAUGCGCUCGUCGUGGCACUCUCCGAUACCGUACCUCUUCGGCGGGCUUGCUGCUAUGUUAGGUCUCAUAGUUUUUGCUCUGUUGAUCUUGGCUUGCUCUUUUUGGAAACUCUCUGGUCAUUUACGGAGCGAAGAAAAUGAAAACAGGGACAUGGAAAACGGUGAGAAAGAGUGUGAUUCUGCAACUGAAAACAAGGUCUACGAGGAGAAGAUUCUGGUAAUCAUGGCCGGAGAUCAAAACCCAACAUUCUUGGCCACCCCUGUUUUCCCCAAGUUGUUAUCUCUCUCUGAUGGGGUGAAGACCCAGCUUGAGGAAAACACCGAAAAUCACGAAGCUUCUGAGAAAUCGCAGAAAGAAAUGGAAAACCAUCUUCAACCUGCAACACAACAACCACAAGAACAAGAAACCCAACAACAAAGCUAGCUAGCUAGUUGAUAUAUUUAUCAAUUGGCUUGCAAAUUUAACAUAGGCUAGAUUUGAGGAACAGAGUGUCUUUUGCUCUGUUUCUCACUGAUUAUUCCCUCUUGUUCUUUUUGCUUUGCUUUUUUGUCUUGGUUUUUGAGCUUGUUGGAUGGUUUGUCUUCCACUUUGAAUCGGGAAGUGUAAAUGGAAGCUGAGAUGAAUUGGAAUUGAGGGAAUUUUGAUU
Lotus japonicus is the source of this 1232-nucleotide messenger RNA. RefSeq names its product protein GLUTAMINE DUMPER 5-like. Gene Ontology annotation, biological process: regulation of amino acid export. The transcript has a single exon. Bases 527 to 1009 code for a protein of 160 amino acids. The record is from RefSeq and is a predicted model, not a curated record. Lineage: Eukaryota; Viridiplantae; Streptophyta; Magnoliopsida; Fabales; Fabaceae.